Zasmidium cellare ATCC 36951 is the source of this 1509-nucleotide messenger RNA. RefSeq lists its product as uncharacterized. The transcript has a single exon. Gene Ontology annotation, cellular component: alpha DNA polymerase:primase complex. Gene Ontology annotation, biological process: DNA replication, synthesis of primer. Lineage: Eukaryota; Fungi; Ascomycota; Dothideomycetes; Mycosphaerellales; Mycosphaerellaceae. The coding region runs from base 1 to 1509 and encodes 502 amino acids. The record is from RefSeq and is a predicted model, not a curated record.
AUGCCUCACGCAGUAUCGCCAGAGCGCGAGUCCGCGGGCACGCCUCAAGACACGACAAUUGAGGACACGCCCACCCAGAAUGACACCGUUGAAGAGGACAAAGAUAUCGAGAUGGCAGAUGCUGCAGAUGGAGAAGCUGCGAAACCGACCGGAAAUGCUCUAGAGGACAUGUUUGACGACGACGACGACGAUGAGGAUGAGUUCUCCUCCAGUGCAGCAACACGUCCAGACAAUAGUUCUCAGCCAACCGCCGGCCCAUCGACCAAGUUCUCUGACCCCGAAAACCUCAGACAAUUCUAUCAACGGCUGUGUCCUUUUCGACCUCUCUUUCAAUGGCUUAAUCACUCGGCCAACCCUCAGCCGGAUUUCACCAAUCGCGAAUUUUCCUUCUGGUUCCCCGGCAAUAAAGUGUUUCGAUACCUGUCCUUCCCAUCAGCCGACCUGCUGAAGAAGCAGUGUGUUCAGAUGAGCCCAGAACGUUUCGAGAUUGGCCCGCAGUAUUCAAUCAACCCCAAAGAUCGCAAAACACUUAAAAACGCGUCGGCGUUCAGACCCAUCAUGAAAGAGCUGGUUUUCGAUAUCGACAUGACGGAUUAUGACCCAAUCCGCACUUGCUGUUCGGGAACGAAGAUCUGUAACAAAUGCUGGCAAUUCAUUGUCAUGGCGAUCAAGGUCUUGGAUGCUGCUCUGCGGGAAGAUUUCGGAUUCCAGCACAUCCUCUGGGUGUACUCCGGACGAAGAGGUGCCCACGCCUGGAUUAGCGACAAGCGUGCGCGUGAGAUGGAUGACAGUAAACGAAAGGCAGUCGCAAACUAUCUCGAAGUCCUUCGAGGAAACGAAAACGGAAAGCGACUUGGUCUCAGACGACCUCUCCACCCGCAUGUCGCGAGGAGCUUGAAGCUCUUGGAUCCUUACUUCCAAAACGAGGUUCUGACAGAUCAAGACCCAUGGCAGAGUGCUGAGCAAGCAGAGAAGCUCUUGAACCUUCUGCCGGACAAGUCACUGACAGAUGCAUUGAAGAAGAAAUGGGACUCCUCAGCCGAUAGGAGUUCCAACCAGAAGUGGAUCGACGUCAACGCCAUGGCAGAAGCCGGCAGUUUGUCCACCCUUUCGACCACACAGCUUCGGGACGUCAGGCAAGACAUUAGAUUGGAAUACACUUACCCUCGAUUGGACGCUGGCGUGACGAAGACGACUAAUCACUUGCUGAAGUCACCUUUCGUUGUACAUCCUGGAACCGGCCGAGUGUGUGUGCCCAUCGACAUGCGCCGCCUGGAGGACUUCGAUCCAUUUUCUGUUCCGGUAGUAACUGAUCUCAUUGCUGAGAUUGAUGAAUGGGAUAGAAAGCAGGGCGAAAACAUGACCGACGAAGACAGAAGCAAGGUUCAGGAUUGGCAGAAGACCAGCCUGAAGCCUUAUAUUGAGUACUUCAAAGGGCAUGUCGCGAGCGUAAUGAAAGAGGAAGGCAAAGGCAAAAGACAGCGCGAUGAGGAGGGUAUGGACUUUUGA